AUGGAGAUCUAUCUGAUUUACCUUUUGCCGCUUGUGGCCAUCGUGUACAUCGUCUACCACCACAUUACAAAGGAUAUUAACUACUUCCACGAUAAGCCGAUACCUUCCAUCGCCGCUAAACCACUGUUCGGAAGUACGUGGCGGUUGGUUAUGAAGAAGAUUGCGCUGCAUGAGUUUAUCAUCGAAAUUUACAACAAGUAUCCCUUAGUGAAAGUUUUCGGAAUGUUCGACAUGACGACACCGGUGUUCGUCGUGCGUGAUCCGGAACUGAUUAAACGGAUUGGCGUGAAGGAUUUCGACUAUUUCGUGAACCAUCGAUCCAUUUUCGGCAACACGGACAACAACCACCCUCGGGCUUUGUUCAGCAAAACACUGGUCGCCCUUAACGAUCAGAAAUGGCGGAAUAUGCGGGCCACCAUUAGCCCUGCCUUUACCGGAAGUAAGAUGCGGCAGAUGUUCGACCUGGUUCGUGAAUGUUGCGAGAAUAUGGUGAAGUUUUAUAAGGACGAAGUGCGCGCUAAAGGUGGUUCACAGGAGCACGAGAUGAAGAAUGUGUUUACGCGCUUCUCGAAUGACGUGAUAGCGACAUGCGCCUUCGGUCUGAAGGUGGACUCGAUGGGCAAUGCCAACAACGAUUUCUACACCAACGGAAAGAAGAUGGUAGCCUUCGACCGGCCGAUUGUGAUUCUUAAAAUGUUCGGUUUCCAAAUGGCACCAAGAUUGAUGGGUUGGUUGGGUUUGGAUCUGUUCGAUCGUGAACAGAAUGAUUUCUUUACGGAGAUCAUUCGGGAGACCGUUCGUACACGAGAAUCAGAUGGUAUCGUCCGUCCCGAUAUCGUGCACCUGUUGAUGGAAGCACGGAAGGGAAUGCUCAAACAUCAGAAGGAAACCAAGGAGGAAGAGGAAGUCAAAGGAUUCGCCACCGUCGAGGAAUCGGAAGUGAGCCAAGUUCAAGUCGGUAAAGAAAUGGAAAUGUCAGAAGCGGAGAUGGUUGCGCAGUGUCUUAUUUUUUUCCUCGCCGGCUUCGAUACCGUUUCCACUUGUUUGACAUUCCUGGCGUACGAGUUGACCCUUAAUCGCGAUGUACAGGAUAAACUGUACAAGGAGAUACGCGAAACAAAAGCCUCCCUCGGAGGUGGUCCACUGACGUACGAUGCCGUGCAGAAGAUGCAGUACAUGGACAUGGUCGUCUCGGAAGUCCUGCGAAAGUGGGCACCGGCUCCUUCUACCGAUCGCGUGUGCGUACGGGACUACGUGGUGGACGAUGGGGAGAGACUAAAAUUCACCAUUGAAAAAGAUACGGUUGUGUUCUUUCCCAUCGCUGGCCUUCACCACGAUCCACAGUACUACCCCAACCCGGGAAAGUUCGAUCCGGAACGGUUCAGUCCCCAAAAUCGUGAUAAAAUUAAUCCUAGUACGUAUCUUCCUUUUGGAAUCGGACCCAGAAAUUGUAUUGGAUCCCGCUUCGCCCUCAUGGAGGUGAAAGCGAUCUUCUACUACAUGCUGAUGGAGUUCACGUUCGAGAAAACUCCCAAUACACCGGUUCCAUUGCAAUUGGCAAAAACUAUUUUCGGUAUAUCAAGCGAAAAGGGAAUGUACGUGGAAUUUCGACCUAGAGUGUAA
Messenger RNA from Anopheles coustani, 1623 nucleotides. RefSeq names its product probable cytochrome P450 9f2. NCBI's taxonomy places the organism in Eukaryota, Metazoa, Arthropoda, Insecta, Diptera, Culicidae. The transcript is spliced from 2 exons. The record is from RefSeq and is a predicted model, not a curated record. The coding region runs from base 1 to 1623 and encodes 540 amino acids. Gene Ontology annotation, molecular function: oxidoreductase activity, acting on paired donors, with incorporation or reduction of molecular oxygen; monooxygenase activity; iron ion binding.